AUGCAGAGGGAAACUAAGAAGGUAAAGGAGAAAGAUGUGGAGAUGGGUUCAUCCGAUGACAGUGCAGUCCAAGUGCUUAGUACACAAGAACAUCAAGAUACCAACACGCAGGAAACUGAGAAUGAUCAAGAAAUAGAUUCCAAAAGAGAUCAAAAGCAAGCGUCUGUGGAAACGAAGCGCUCUUACGCGACGAUGGUUGUUAGAACAUCUAGUAUCCCAAGAUUACAAGAAAACACCUUCAUUGAAGAGGAUAUUACCAUUCUAGAUGGUGAUGUAGAUGUUGAUAGCAAUGGCCCAUUCCCAAGAAUUAAGUUCUCAAACAGAAUCCACGAGAUUAUUGAUAGGAACAUGAGGUGUACGGUGCUUCUUGGGAAAAGAAUUGGUUAUAGAGCCAUUUACAGCAGAAUCUUGUUACUAUGGAAACCUAUUGGAAACAUUAGUCUUGUUGAUAUUGAUAGUAAUUGUUAUCUAGUGAGGUUUGAUAGAGAAGAUUGCUACGUUAAAGUCCUAGCGGAUGGCCCUUGGACGAUCUAUGGCAACUACCUUACGGUGCAGCCUCGGAGCAGAAAAUUCUCCAUAUGGGAAAAGCACCCAUCGCAGGUUAUAGUUUGGAUCGGACUCCUCGGCCUCCCCUACAGGUACUACACCAAAAUGCUGAUCAGAUCUAUAGCCGGCUUAAUUGGAAAAGUCUUAAAAGUAGAUUAUAAAACCAAUGUCGGUGAGAGAGGUCUAUUUACAAGAAUAGCGGUUGUCGUCAACCUAAGCAAACCGUUAAUUUCUUACAUUGGUAUUGAUAACUUCAUCCAAAAGAUUGAGUACGAAGGCCUACAACAGAUUUGUUUCAGCUGCGGCAGGGAUGGCAAACAAGUGAUAACUGCGGGCUAUCUAAAGAAAGCACACAACCGAAAGAUAAUACAUCUACACAACAAUCGCAAUAACCAAAUAAGAGCAAUACUGGGAAUAGCCCAUUUGUUCCUUGAAUGA
Molecule: messenger RNA, 984 nt
Organism: Hibiscus syriacus
Lineage: Eukaryota; Viridiplantae; Streptophyta; Magnoliopsida; Malvales; Malvaceae
Exons: 1
Coding region: 1-984 (327 amino acids)
Source: RefSeq, a predicted model, not a curated record